GGCUAUUCAAAACACCUCCCGGCCCCAAAACGGCGAAAGUGAAAAACGUGAUUAUUAUCAUCCGAUCGGUAUGUCGAAGUUGUUGUCAACUUUCAACAAAGUAUCAGCUCCCAAUACGGCUACAGUGCUGUUGGUUGGAGCAGAAGGUACAUCCAAACAUAAAUUAGCUGAAGCAAUGUUGAACAUAGACACAGAUUUCAAUUUGAAUAUGUUGACUGCAUCCAGUCUACCUCUACCUAAAGAUGAAUCAGAUUCAAGGCCUCCAGUCAAUUUUGUUGUCUUUGUGAUAGAUUUGUCAAAUGUGUUAAGUAUGACCAUUGUUGAGUCGUCAGUCAAGUAUCUGGAUGUUGACUACUUCUUAGGAAGAUGUUGUUUUGUCGUGAUGAAAGCUGAAGAUCCUGAUAACCAAAACGUUGAGAUGAUGGCUGUGACUGGCCUCUCAGAUGUGUAUCAGUCACCUAUGCUUUGUGGUGAUGUGAAGACUAUUCGUAAUUGUCAAUGUCUGGCCAGGAAGUUGCUGUCAAUGGUGGAAAUAGCUGGUGGUUUUAAAUUUGGAGUCACACCACUGCUGAUAGAUGCCACAAGAAAUACUUUUAAUUUUGAAGAAGAACUUUAACAAUACCUAUGCAAAUGAAUUACAAGACUUUCUCAGAGAGAUAAAAUAAAAAAAUUGAUGGUUAUUUUGCUAUAUGUCACUUGCAUAACUGUUAUCUAAUUCACAGAAUCAUUGGCUUCUUGUAAAUAUGGAACCAAUUUAAAGUGCGGUAGUCGUCGCGCUGUGCAUGUGCAAGAUAUAUGGGUCUUAUAUAAACAAAGAUGGCGACUUUGACUGUUUCACAGAUCAACGAGUACGAAUUGAGACGUUUCUAAGGUAAUUUUCAUGUUAUUCGAAGGUAUCAAGGAGUCACCGGCGGUAAUCAGUGCAAGUCGUGCCC
Molecule: messenger RNA, 935 nt
Organism: Saccoglossus kowalevskii
Lineage: Eukaryota; Metazoa; Hemichordata; Enteropneusta; Harrimaniidae
Product: centromere protein M-like
Source: RefSeq, a predicted model, not a curated record